Molecule: messenger RNA, 1546 nt
Organism: Daphnia carinata
Lineage: Eukaryota; Metazoa; Arthropoda; Branchiopoda; Diplostraca; Daphniidae
Product: bestrophin-2-like
Exons: 13
Coding region: 63-1214 (383 amino acids)
Molecular function (GO): chloride channel activity
Source: RefSeq, a predicted model, not a curated record
CAUCUAUGCAGUACGAAGCUUAAUGAGGAUGGUGCUGCACACUUUGUUUUUCUAGUGGCAUUAUGGUAAGUUCUGAAGGCGCAAAUCCGGCUUCUUCAGCACAAAACAGAGCAUCCUAUUACACCAUGAGCAGCAAAAAAACCUCCAUCGCCAUGUUGACAGCUGCCGAUGCAAACCGUUUCGGUGAAAGUAUCCACAUCGUUUUCAAAUGGAAACAGAGUCUCUAUAAGAUGAUCUGGAGGCAUUCGCUGAUAUUUCUUAUUGUUUACUUUUCGCUAACGGCUCUGUACAACUUCGGCCUUGGAAAGAAAAACAGAGAACAUUUUGAAGCGUUGACUGCAUAUUUCGCACGAUGUACGCGUUCAUUUAAUUGGAUGAUUAUGUUGGGUUUCUUCACGAACACGGCGCUACAUCGACUGUUCAACACGCAAAUGACGACGCCUGGAACCGCCAAGGUUACCACCAUAUUCAUCAUGUCCCUCAGACAGAAUUUACCUGAAGGUCCAGUGAUUGUUGAUCAGUACGCUCGCUGGGUCGUGCUAGCUUGGAUCCUCACAUUUCGCAUCGUAUGCAAACCACUUAGAGAGAAGUUCCCCAACUUGACUUCGAUUCAAAAUUCAGGGAUUCUUCUCGACGAGGAGAAAAGAAUGCUUCAACGCGGAGGAUUUCCUACGCCACGUCCUUUAAUUGUCAUCGAAUGGAUGCUUCUUUUAUUAAAAGAGUGUGCGAAAGAAGAUAGGUACAUCAACAAGUCAAGUCACAAUAAGAACGUCGAGGCCGUUAUGACGUUCAAAAAAGGUUGCAGCAACAUCGUUAAAUUUUCGUCGCAAAAUAUUCCGCAUUCUGUGAUCCAAGCCGUUAUUGUAGUUGUUUAUUGUUUUGGAAUGGUCGCAACCAUGGCUCGCAAUCUUCCAAGAUUUGACAAUGAAAUCGUCCGACACGUUAUCGCGUACUUCCCUGUGAUGCCCUUCCUUCAGUUUUUCGUAUUCAUCGCGUGGCUCAACGUCGGCAGAGCAGCCGUGAAUCCAUUUGGAAGCGAUGACACUGAUAUUGACGUCAGGAAACUGUGUGAGAGUCACAUCCAGGAUUUGGCUUGGCUCACUGAACUCUACUCUAAAACAUUAGACGAUGUAUUUUAUAACUUGCCACAGAAGCAAUUCAGAACUCAAAACGAAGGCGAGUGUCCAUCAACAUUUACAGAAAUCCCAAUUUGAAAUGCAAAGGCAACGCAUAAAAGGGAGGAGGCAAGUCGGGGAAAGAAAACUUUAUGCAAAAGCAAAAAGGCAGCCGGAAAAGGUACAAUGGCUCGAAAGCAUACGGGAGACUUUUACCUUUACUCAACAAGGUUUUUAAAGAAGUGUACGAUGCAGAAAAUGCCAUUUCACUUUUCGCGUCAUAACUAUUUUGCGCAAGACAACCGGGAUUGACUGCUUUCUUUUUAUGUAAAUGGAGCUCUGAGUUUCGUUACUGCUAUCAAUAGCUCAAAAUUAAAAUUACCUUCUAAAAAUUAAUCACUGUAUAAUGAAGUAUCAAAAUUUGUCUCGUA